Molecule: messenger RNA, 399 nt
Organism: Scutellospora calospora
Lineage: Eukaryota; Fungi; Glomeromycota; Glomeromycetes; Diversisporales; Gigasporaceae
Source: the annotation of a GenBank genome assembly
AUGUCUAAACUUUGUAAUUUUGAACAGAAUGAUCAAGAUUAUAAGAAACAAAGUUUCAAUACUUGGUGGCAGGAUGAUUAUCAAUUAAAUUUUCGUAGACCUAUUAUGUAUUCAGAUAAUGAAGGUCAUAUUGUUGAAUAUCUUCAAGUUAAAGUUUUGAGAAAGACUAAGAAAGGAAAAGAUGAAAAUUUUAAAGAAAAUCAGAAUUUUCUUGUAGAUAAAGAAUUUAAAAAUAUCAUUAAAAUUCAUAAAUGGUAUAAAAAAGAAACAGAUAUUGUUGAUGAGAAUGAUAAAUAUUUUGUUAAUCACAUGUUUUUAGAUAUUGGAAUUGAUAGGAUCAAAUUUAAAAAUGAUUAUAGUUUUGAUUUACGCAAAUGUAAUAUUGAAAUUUUAAAUUAG